UGGAAGAAGAAACCAAUGAAGCAUAAGAGGCCGAAUACUUUUUCCCAGGACUACGGGAUGGGUGGGAACUAUCCACAGACAUGUGAUCAGCUUCUACUGCCUGGUCCAUUGUUUUCGCAUACACACAUUGGUUCCGAAUGCUGCAGCUAAAAUAGCUGCAUGACACAGGUUCAGCCGCACCCCACCUUCUCAGCGACAUCCUCCCACGAUCGUUCCGCAAGAAUUAGAGAUUAUCUAUUCACUACAUUCCUGUACAGAGAUAUGGUUGACGCCCUUGCUUUAUGGGGCACUAUCGGUACAUGGGCAGCCGUUUUGCUGGCUUUGGUUGCUCUCGUCGGUAUCAUCUCGCUAUGGCUCGUCCUGCGAGCCGGUUUGAGCGAGCGAAACCGGGCACUCACCGCGGUGCAAGACCGCAGACAAGACUACGUCACGAAAGGCAUUGGGUUUGGCCGCGAGAUCAGGCUGCGGCGCAAGACUAAAGUACCAGACCUAAAACCAUCAUUCGACAUACCUUCGGACGAGUCGCCCCUCGGAAUUUCCGGAACCUCCGUGGCAAGUCUUCCCUGGGUAACCGGCGGUUGGAAUGGCACGACGUGUCGAACGGGAUGGGCGAAGUUUUGUCGGUUGCUUGACAGCUACAAGACGGCAGACACCGUGGAUGAAGAAAAACGUGUUAUUUCUGGGACGAAUGGCAAACUGGUCAUCUAUAACACGCAGACCUGGCUUCCGGUCAGUCGAUAUUGGAUUCUCAUCGCGGGGCUACUCGGGCGGUAUGGAGACAGGCAAUACUAUGCGCACGUCCACGGACCGCCAUGUCGCGCGGAUCUUGAUGAAUACCAGGUCGACAUCUCCGGCAGCGAUGACAGUUCAGACGAUAUGAACAGUUCCAGCGGCGAUGAUUGGAGUGUUACGUCGUCCCUAGCAGAUCGACAACGUGGUCGCAGAAGGCUUUCCAACAGCACUAGCAGCGGAACUGGUAGCCUGGACAUCUCACUACACGCUCUCCGCCGAUCGGACUUCAGCUUCAUCACGUCGCUAUUGCAGUUCGAAAUCUUCGGCCGCGUCUCCACCUACAGCGAGGAGUUAUCUCUCGGUGACAUGCUUUGGCUAGCUAGUGGGUUCCUUCCCCUUAGCAGACGGAAGUGGCGUAAUGAGAUUAUGUGUCUCUAGGAUCUACUGGAACUCUCUGGAGCUGCUGGGGCUGGGGCUACUUCCGCCGAUCAAGUUGUACUCUUCUUCGAGCUGCGGAGCACCGAGACAAUGCCCCGAUUUCUGCUGCAGAUGACACGAUAUCUUUCCACAGGAAGGUUCCAUCUCUUGACGUGGC
Messenger RNA from Trematosphaeria pertusa, 1327 nucleotides. RefSeq lists its product as uncharacterized. NCBI's taxonomy places the organism in Eukaryota, Fungi, Ascomycota, Dothideomycetes, Pleosporales, Trematosphaeriaceae. The record is from RefSeq and is a predicted model, not a curated record. The coding region runs from base 160 to 1170 and encodes 336 amino acids. The transcript has 2 exons.